AUGGGAUUUAGCUUCUCCCUGUUUUUGUUUUUGGCUUCUUUCCCUGUGAUUUUGGCCCAACAAGUUAGGCACGCUACAAUUUCUGUUGAUGGAACUACUGCAGUUGCUGUAACCGAUGAUAAUUUUGUUUGUGCUACUCUUGAUUGGUGGCCGCAUGAUAAGUGUAAUUACAACCAAUGUCCAUGGGGCUAUUCAUCUGUAACAAACUUGGACUUAUCUCAUCCUCUUCUUGCCAAAGCAAUCCAAGCCUUCAGGAAUUUGAGAAUAAGAAUUGGAGGUUCUUUGCAAGACCAAGUAUUGUAUGAUGUUGAAAGUUUGAAAGCUCCUUGCCAUCCAUUUAGAAAAAUGAAAGGUGGGCUAUUUGGUUUUUCAAAGGGCUGUUUACACAUGAACCGGUGGGAUGAACUGAACCAUUUAUUCAGUAGAACUGGGGCCAUCGUGACAUUUGGCUUGAAUGCCCUCUAUGGAAGACACCAGAUUAGGAAGGGUGUCUGGGGAGGAGCUUGGGAUUCUAGUAAUGCUCGUGAUUUCAUGAACUACACUGUCUCAAAAGGAUACAGGAUAGAUUCUUGGGAAUAUGGUAAUGAGCUGAGUGGAAGUGGUGUAAGUGCAAGUGUGAGUGCUGAGCUUUAUGGGAAAGAUUUGAUCAACCUUAAAGAUCUUGUCAACAAUAUGGUUUUUGACAAGCAGUGGUAUGCUAAGUUUCUUCAGGUUUCAGGAUCAGGCAUAGUCAACUUUGUAACACAUCAUAUAUACAACUUGGGCGCAGGCAUGGAUCCCAACCUUGUGAGUAAAAUAUUGGAUCCCCAUUAUUUGAGCAAGGUAUCAGAAACCUUCAGUCAUCUUUCACAAACGAUUCAACAGAAUGGUCCUUGGGCUUCUGCUUGGGUUGGGGAAUCUGGUGGGGCCUAUAACAGUGGUGGUCGUCAUGUUUCUGACACAUUUGUGAACAGCUUCUGGUACUUAGAUCAGCUUGGAAUGGCAUCCAGGUAUAAUACAAAGGUAUAUUGCAGGCAGACACUUAUUGGUGGCAACUAUGGUCUCCUCAACACAACCACACUUGUCCCCAAUCCUGACUACUACAGCGCCCUUCUAUGGCAUCGACUAAUGGGGAAAGGUGUUUUAGCUGUAGGAAGCAAUGCUUCACCAUUUCUACGCUCUUAUGCCCAUUGUUUGAAAGGAAGAGCAGGUAUAACGUUACUGCUGAUCAAUUUAAGCAAUCAGACUGAUUUCAUAAUCAGUGUUCAAAACAGCAUGGACAUGAGAUUGCAUGUGGAAGAAAACAUUUCUGGAGAAAACUUUUUCGUGCAGGGCCUUAAGAGAUCAGUUUCAUGGGUUGGAAGCCGAGCAUCAGAUGAACCAUUAUAUAGAGAGGAGUACCAUUUAACUGCAAAAGAUGGGAACCUUCAAAGCCGAACCAUGGUUCUUAAUGGAAUCCCAUUAGAGCUUACAGAAGAAGGAAACAUUCCGAAAUUGGACCCUGUCCGUCUGAAUGUGAAUUCUCCAUUAUAUAUCAAUCCUUUUUCGAUUUCAUUCAUAGUAUUCCCAAACUUUGAUGCUCCAGCUUGUGCAUAA
Messenger RNA from Dovyalis caffra, 1575 nucleotides. The record is from the annotation of a GenBank genome assembly. NCBI's taxonomy places the organism in Eukaryota, Viridiplantae, Streptophyta, Magnoliopsida, Malpighiales, Salicaceae.